AUGGCGACGGACGUGUUACACCAGAAUAACCAACUUGAUGAAAGCCCCCUAUGGGAGAUGGAUUCUAUACACAGUCGAACGGGUACCGUGAAUAGUGCUUUUGAAACUGAGGUGGUGGACAUGUGCAACCGAGAAGGGGAAGUGGUUACAAGCCUUGUAGAUGACAUUGCAGCUUCCCAACGGACACUUUACUCAUACAAGUGGAACCUUAAUUAUCAGGAGGCAGCAAUAUUUCUGCAAGAAGGAGAAAAUAAUGACAAGUACGAUACACAUCCGACCAGCUAUGAAGCCCUCCCCACCUACCAUGUUGCUCAUAACAAAUGGUUCUAUAUGCUUGACCUCUCAGCCUCCAUUAUACUUCUCUCAUUGGCUAUCUGUGAAAGACCUGCUGCCAAAGGAAUGGCGCUUCCUGUUGGGAUCCAUAGUUCCUUGGAAUUGUUUUGUCUUUUAAUCCUGACUAUGUCCCUUGGUAUUCGAUUGAAAUGGCUUAAAGGAAAGACAUUUUUCAAACAUAAAAGAACUGCCAUAAAGUCUUUUGUAUUGUUCAUUAUGAUCAUUGAAGCAAUCACAGUGAUUUGUCGCCAACAAAAUCACUUCCGUGUAACGAGAGCCCUUCGGCCUUUAUUCCUCAUGGACUCGUAUUAUUGUAAGGGUGUCAGAAGAUUUACACGACAGAUCCUGCAGUCCUUACGACCCAUUUUUGACAUGUUGUUGCUUUUAUUAUUCUUCAUGUUAAUUUUCUCCAUAUUAGGUUUCUAUUUGUUUUCAGACAUCAAAGGUUACACAUAUUUUCAUACAAUCCAGGACAGUUUUGUCAGUCUUUUUGUCUUAAUGACGACUGCUAAUUACCCUGAUGUUAUGAUGCCAGCAUAUAAUGAAUCUCGCUACUAUGCUGCUUUCUUCAUCAUUUACCUCAGCUUGGAGCUUUUUUUCCUCAUGAAUCUGCUUCUGGCUGUGGUGUACGAUACUUUUUCAUCUCUGGAGAAAGAGAAAGUUCGUAAACUCUUCUUUCACAAAAGAAUUGGGUGUCAGCAUGCAUUCCGAUUACUUGUUAGCAAAUCUAAACCUAUGUAUAUUGAAUUUAAACAUUUUAUGGGGAUGAUGAAAUAUUACAGACCAAAUAAAAGUCGUAAAGAUGUCUACUUGUUGUUCAAAGGUAUGAACAUAUGCAAAACUGGCUUAUUGAACCUGGAAGAAUUUAUUAGCAUCUACCAGUAUUGCAAAUUAAAAUGGAGGAUUAAAAAUGAUGAUAGUAUUUGGUCUUCAGAUUUCAGGCCACCAUUCAAUAUUUUCUUUAGAGGCUUGUAUAAAUUGGUGACUCACAAAUGUUUUGAAUAUUACAUUUAUCUUACCAUUGCUGCAAACUUUGUUUGGAUUCUCAUAGAUACUAUACAUCUUUCUGUUCAAAAUAUGGAUGUGAAAAAAUAUAAUUUUCCGGCCACAGGAGCUACCAUUUUCUUUGUAUACAUGUAUGUGAUGGAAGCUUGCCUCAAGAUUCUUGGCAAAGGACCAAAGGAAUAUUUUACCACUGGAUGGGAUUUAUUUGACUUUAUAGUAACAUUGGUGAGCAUUACUGGUGUACUUGGCGAGCUGGUUAAUGAUAGCUUCUACUACAUCAUGGUGCUGCGACCUUUCCGUCUUCUCAGGUUGUUUAAAAUCAAGCGAAGGUACCGAGAUGUACUGGGAACAUUUUUUGUUAUCUUUUCACGGCUUGUAAGCAUUUCAAUCACGAUCAUGAUGCUAUAUUAUUGUUUUGCCAUCAUUGGAAUGGAAAUGUUUGGCCAUGUGAACCUCACUAAUUGUUGCAAAAACUCCAGUGUUGAAGAUUUCUAUCGGUCAGACAAUAGCACCAAUCUGCAGGGACUUUACUACUUGAACAACUUCCAUAAUAUAUUUAACAGUGGCGUGACCUUAUUUGAGUUGACUGUUGUUAAUAAUUGGUUUAUAAUAAUGGAAGGUUAUGCUGUGCAUGUGAGUGAAUGGGUCCGAGCCUUUUUCAUGAUGUUUUACAUUGUAUCUAUGGUUGUGAUGAACAUUGUCGUGGCUUUUGUGCUUGAUGCCUUCAUUUUCCGUAUUCAAUACCGAAGAGCGAUGAAGUUGGACAAUAUUGAUGAUGAUGGAAUGCAACAGAUUGAUGUAGGCUUGACUGAAGAUGAAAUCUUUAUGUGUGAACACAAUGAUGCACCACUUUUGGGACGUUAUAUUCCUGAAUCAGCUAAUUCUCAGAAUUUCCGGGUUGUAUACAGAGGAGAACGUCGAAAGAACAGAGAGGAUUUCAGUUUACAAAUGUAUAAAGAUGAAGUGAAGGUAAGUACAUCUAUAAAUAAAAGUUAUAGGUUUCAAGAAUUUCUUUUCUUCUUUCUUUCUCUCUUUUUCUCUUCUCUCUCUUUUCUUCUUUCUCUUUUCUCUUCUUUCUCUUUUCUUUUCUUCUUUCUCUUUUCUCUUCUUUCUCUUUUCUCUUCUUUCUCUUUUCUCUUCUUUCUCUUUUCUCUUCUCUCUCUUUUCUCUUCUCUCUCUUUUCUCUUCUCUCUCUUUUUCUCUUUUUCUUCUCUUUCUCUUUUUCUCUUCUUUGUCUUUUUCUUUUUGUCUUUUUCUCUUCUUUUCUUCUCUUCUUUCUCUUUUCUCUUCUUUUUUCUCUUCUUUUCUUCUCUUUCUCUUUUUCUCUUCUUUCUCUUCUUUUCUUCUUUCUCUAUUCUCUUCUUUUCUUCUUUCUCUAUUCUCUUCUUUUCUUUUUUCUCUUUUUCUCUUUUCUUUCUCUUUUUCUUUUUCUUUCUCUUUUUCUCUUUUCUUCUCUUUCUCCUUUUCUCUUUGUCUUUUUCUUCUCUUUGUCUUUUUCUCUUCUUUUCUUCUCUUCUUUCUCUUCUCUUCUUUCUCUUUUUCUCUCCUUUCUCUUUUCUUCUCUUCUUUCUCUUUUUUUCUUUUCUCUUUCUCUCUUCUUUGUCUUUUUCUUCUCUGUGUCUUUUUCUCUUGUUUUCUUCUCUUCUUCCUCUUUUUCUCUUCUUUCUCUUUUUCUCUUCUUUCUCUUUUUCUCUUCUUUCUCUUUUUCUUCUCCUUUCUUUUUCUCUUUUCCCCUCCCUUUUCUUUUUCUUUCUCCGCUAUCCUCUUACUUUUUUUUUUAAUGGUUAUAAAUGA
This is a messenger RNA of Acanthosepion pharaonis, 3132 nucleotides long. Lineage: Eukaryota; Metazoa; Mollusca; Cephalopoda; Sepiida; Sepiidae. The record is from the annotation of a GenBank genome assembly.